UCUGGCCGUGAAGUGUUGCCGCCUGAGUUCAUGUGUCUGUGUUGCGUUCACGGACCGUUCUCCUACGCGCUGUGAUGACGACUAUAAACUUUAAGAGAAGUUGAAGCGUCGCAGUCGUUUCCAGCAGUGAUGCUUCGAUGGCAUUGGAUCAGAACCACCAGGCAGCUCGUCCUAGUGCGUUCCUGCAUGGCAGAAGCUCCUCCCCCGGACUACAGGGAACAGUAAUGUGAUUACUGCCAGCAGCGAUCUUUAUGCAUCAUCCAUUAUCAGAGAACAGAGCAGUGAGUCAUGAGACUCUGUGGGGAGAAGCACAGCGCUCACUUUGAAGUGAGACUUCGUCCAACAACCACCUGGAAGUCUCAGACCGGCUCCUGUGGAUCCCGUGGAGCCGUGGCGUGUCAGGAGUCUGAGGACGUGGUUGAAUCCACGUCUCCAAGUGGAUUAGCCCCGAAAGAGUCCGUUUAUUGCCCUGUGGACAGCGGCGGCUUUAAAGCACUCGCCAUCCCCUCCCCUUCAUUUUGGACCCCCCAUCAGAGAACAUGGACGCCUUCUAUGACCAGCAGGUCCCCUUCGUGGUUCCUCCCAGCCAGCAGGCGGCAGCCAUGGAGUCGUCUCCAAACCGGCCUGUGAGCGACAGGAAGAGGAAGUUUGUGGAGGCGGAGCUAACUCUGGACACGGAAGAACUCUUCCAGGACCUCAGCCAGCUGCAGGAGAUCUGGAUCGCUGAGGCCCACGUUCCGGAUGACGAGCAGUUUGUUCCAGACUUCCAGUCGGACAGCUUGAUGUUUCACGGCCCUCCUCCAGCCAAGAUUAAACGGGAGCUGACCCCCCCCAAAGAGCUGUCCCACUGUCUUCAGGACAGGACGCCCACCUCCUGCAAAGACAAGUGCCUCUACAGCCACAGUGCCUGCGACCGGAAGUUUAAGCCAUUGACCCCUCCCCUCACGCCUGCCUCCCCCUGUGAAGGCUCCAGUGGGGUGACAUCCCCCCGCUCUCACCCCCGUAUGCCCAGCUCAGCAGCAUGUCCACUUCAGCAGCAUCCAGAACCAGGGGCUCUGGUGACACACAGCCCCCCCUUCACGGUGCCCUGUCCCCCCAUCAGCCAGGAUGCUAGCAGCUUCACACCUGAGCACAGGUUCCAGAGACAGAUGUCGGAGCCCUGUCUGCCCGUCCCCCCCUCCCAGAGCCAGGCCCCGCCCCGCUUCCUGCCACAGCCCCCCAGCAGUAGCGCGGUACCGCGUGACGGCCGGCCUUCCUUUCACAGGCAGAUGUCCGAGCCGCUGGUGGCCGUGCCCCCCCGGGGUUUUAAGCAGGAGCUCAUCGACCCCCGAUACAACGAGCAGGGCAACCCCGUGCCCCCCCAGGGGGCAGCCUUUCACCCCAUGGCCAUCAAGCAGGAGCCCCGUGACUUCAGCUUCGACUCUGAAGUGCCGAACUGCCAGUCCUCGUUUGGCAGAGCGGGAAGCUUCUACCACAGCAGCCAUGACGGUUUCCCCUUCGACAGAGACGCCCCGAUGUACUUUGAUGACACCUGUGUGGUCCCUGAGAGGUUAGAAGCCAGAAUAAAGCAGGAGCCAGCGGUGUACCGGGACGGGCCCCCCUACCAACGCCGCGGCUCCCUGCAGCUCUGGCAGUUCCUGGUGACGCUGCUGGACGACCCCGCCAAUGCCUACUUCAUCGCCUGGACCGGCCGGGGCAUGGAGUUCAAGCUGAUUGAGCCUGAGGAGGUGGCGCGGCGCUGGGGCAUCCAGAAGAACCGUCCAGCCAUGAACUACGACAAGCUGAGCCGCUCGCUGCGCUACUACUACGAGAAGGGCAUCAUGCAGAAGGUGGGGCCGCCGCCCUCAAGUCCUGCCCUUUCCCUCUGGGGGGGUUCUGACAGAGUCUGUCUUUCUCAGGUCGCUGGUGAGAGGUACGUGUACAAGUUUGUGUGCGACCCCGAGGCACUGUUCUCCAUGGCCUUCCCGGACAACCAGAGGCCCAGCCUGAAGGUGGACCCGGACGGUGUGCCGGUCCUGGACGACGACACGCUGCCCCUCACCCACUACGAGGACACCGCCCCCUUCCUGCUGGACGCCGCAGAGCAGUGCGCGGGCCAGCUUCUGUCUGACGGCUUCUGCUACUGAGCCGCUGCGGACGCGCACACGUGUACGCACCCGUGCACGCACACGUGCACACACUCCUCGCCGCCUUCUGCGGAGCUGCACAGGGACAGCCGGCUGAGCUCCCGGAGGAGGUGCCGAAGCCGCUCCUCUGCUCUGGGGAGGGGCCUGCAAACCCUGAGAGGGGGAACUGGACUCCACAUCCUCUCUGAGCAAGAAGCAAAGAGCUGCUGUUGCCGUGGAAACCCAAACAAGCGAGGUCUCGCAGCAUCAGCUUUUAGUGGACAGACGGCCCCCGUACCUGACUGGUUCAGUGACAAUCUGCCUUUGUUAGAAACACUGGAAUUUUUCUGAGGGGGCGGAGUUUCCCUUUGUGGUCACACUGUUUCCACGCCACGACCGAACGAUGACAUCAUGAAGGCCUUCCCCCCACUCGUCAGGUCCUGAUGUUUGUGUUUCAGGCAGUUCUGGGGGGGCGCUCUCACCCCCCCCCACACACACACUGUCUUUUUUAACAUUAACGCAUGAUGUGGGCUCUCCCCCCACCCCCACCUGCUGGGUCAACAAGCACUCCUGUUAAAUUGGGGGCGGGGUUACCUGCAUGAAUGUUGCAUCCUCUUCUGCCUGCAUGGUUCUGUCAUGGUUCUGUUCGGUCCAAACUUGUCUCCUACAAAGUCUAUUUUUGCUACCAGGCUGCAUUUGUUCUGGUUCUGGCCCCCCCCUCACCUGGACCAUGAGCCAGGAUGAUGUCAUGUGAGGCUUCAGCCCCUCCCCCGUGGUCACCUCAUGAAAAUCUGUACAAUAAAUAGUCCUUCAGGAUUUUGCUGUGCUUCAUCCUCCUCCUGCUGUGGGGGGGUCGCAGCCUGACUGCCCUCAUUUCUGAGUCACAUGCUCCCCCCAACUGUCAAUCAUCACUGGAAGAAUCCAGAAGGAAGGCGGGAUUCAAAAAAUCCGACUAGAUUUCUGCCAGAAGAUCUGAUUUCAGUUCCUGAAAUUGACGGAUCCGUUUUGAUCGAUUCUGGUUCCUCAGUAAGAAUUUCAGAUUUUCCCCUUUGGACAAAAAGUCUGAUGAAAGAACCGAGUCCAGACGGGUCCAGCAGGAAUUCUGAUGACACUCUACUUUGAAACGUUGCCGCCUUGUCCUGACACAACCAGAAACUGCUGACACUGCAUGGGGGGGUAACAUGAGAUCCUGAGGUUUUAGAGCCGUGUGCUGCUGGAAGAAGUCCAACAAGUCGGUACUGAACGGCUCCAAAUGAGGUCAUGAAGUCCAGAUGAGGUUCUGGUUCCACACAGAUUGUGGUUUUUCAGUGGGAUGAUGCUGCCGUGCCACAGCGAGUUUACUGUUGACCCCCACAGCUGACCCCAUCGUUUAUUGGCCAGCGCUGGGACAGACGUUUGGCGUUAGUUUGGGAGGAAACGGUAACCUGCUGUUCCAGUCAGUCCACCUUUUUCUUCGUUUAAACCUCAAACUGUUUCAGAUUUCACAGAGACCUGGAUUGGUAUCUUCCAAAAUAUCUGAUCAUAUUAAUAAAAUGCUUCAAUACCGAUGAAAAGCUUUAACAAUAUUAAUGUUGUUCAAUAAAUCAAACCAAACAAAAAUGAUCCAUCUGAUUCAUUAAUCUGUCAGAAUGAUCAAUCAAUGAUUGAGGAAAAAAAGAUCAUCUGGAUGUUCAACCAAAGUCCUGCUUGAUUUUCUGUGACAUCCUUUUAACCACAUGUACAAAUGCUAAUAAAUAUCAUCAGCCACACUA
This is a messenger RNA of Oryzias latipes (Japanese medaka), 3856 nucleotides long. Lineage: Eukaryota; Metazoa; Chordata; Actinopteri; Beloniformes; Adrianichthyidae. The record is from RefSeq and is a predicted model, not a curated record.